Eimeria necatrix is the source of this 852-nucleotide messenger RNA. RefSeq lists its product as hypothetical. Lineage: Eukaryota; Apicomplexa; Conoidasida; Eucoccidiorida; Eimeriidae. The record is from RefSeq and is a predicted model, not a curated record.
AUGCGAAAGAAGCACGCAAGCCCUCAAGGCUCCAGCAGCCGCGCUGUGCAGCUUGCCUGCGCCCUCGCGGCCGCUGCAGCCUCCCAGCAGCAGCAGCAGCAGCAGCAGCAGCAGCAGCAGCAGCAGCAGCUGGCGCCGCCGGCUGCUGCUGCAGACACCCCGGCUGCCUGCAGAGGGAGAAGGGCAGCAGCGGCGUUGAGGGCUGCGGGCUUUGGGCUGAGUGGCUUCGGGCUGGGCAGCAGCAGCGCGAGGCGUGGCUGGCGGCAGCAGCAGCAGCAGCAGCAGCAGCAGCAGCAGCAGCGGGAGUCUUUGAAGGCUGGAGAGCUUGAAAAAGAGUUUUGCUGCUGCAACAAUCCGCAAGAAGGCAGCAGCAGCAGCUUCCCUGCGGGAGAAGCUGCUGUUGCUCUCGAUUGGACUCACUCGUGCGGCUUUUUCGGGGCAAUCGGCAACGGCGGCGAACUCCUGGAAAAGUUAUUGCACAGACAAAUUAAAGUCCUUUUUGAUCUUUUAAAUUCGAAAUUACUGCAAAAGAACCUUUCUAGCAGCAGCUCGCGGCUCGACAGCAGCAGCAGCGCAGCAGCAGCUCGGCGUGGCCAUCGUCAGCAGCCCAGGGGGGCCCCGGGGAAAGCCGCGCGGGCAAACUCCGCGUUUUCAAGUCCAAAACUUGUUUUUUGUUUUUAUUUUAAUUUAUUUAUUCUUUUGCAGCAGAUUAAGCCGCUCGGGGCGCCCCUGCGCGCCGGCGGAGCCCAGUGGACCGCUGCGGCGGCUCGUUGCCGAAAGCAGUGCAAGUCGAGCGCUAGACUUUCCAGUUCGCGGGAAAAACUGGAAAAUAAAUGCAAAAAGGGACUUUAA